This is a messenger RNA of Alnus glutinosa, 1139 nucleotides long. Its product is annotated as high mobility group B protein 7. Bases 78 to 680 code for a protein of 200 amino acids. The record is from RefSeq and is a predicted model, not a curated record. Lineage: Eukaryota; Viridiplantae; Streptophyta; Magnoliopsida; Fagales; Betulaceae. The transcript is spliced from 8 exons.
UGAAUGAAGCCCCAAUUACAAGAAUAUACAGAGAGAAGCUAAAAAGUUGCAGAGCAGUGCUUGAGGUAAAUGCUCUAAUGGCGAAUCCACCUAGGACCCGGAAGAGGGUCCUGGCAGUUCUCCGUGCCUCCGAUGGAAGCGCCUAUCAGAAAUGCAACAACUGUGGGGUUUCGGUGGCAGUCGCUCUGGCUGAUAUGCACGAGUGUGAAACCAAGGAGGAGGUGGUGGUAAAGAGGUUCAGAGGUGUGUGUGGGAGGCAAAGCGUUGUGAAACAGAGUUUUGGGGACCAACCCAGAUCGCCUUUUCGGUUUUUCAUAUGCGGAAGUGCAGUUCAACAUAAAAGGGAAAGCUUUGUGAAGACCUGCGAGACUAGAAAUUCGAUUAGCAUUGAUCGAGAUGGGGUUGACACUUGGAAAAACUUGUCCAAGGAGGAGAGGAAACCAUACAUCAGUGAAGCUGAAAGGGUCAACUCUUCUUACUUCAAAGCUUUGCUUGAAGAAAUUAACAAUAUGCAAAAGGUUGACGAUGAGGCAGAUUCAGCAACGGUUGGGAAGUUUGAUCAGUUCUAUGAAGGCUAUGAAGACAGUGAAGAGUCUGAAGACUACGACAACUCUUAUAGCUUUGACAGUAUUCAGUAUGGAGAAACUGAGAGUUUAGACACUUAUGGUGUGCCCUACUGAUUUCCUGAAAUUCAUGAAACCAGAAGUGGUGCAAUCAUGGAUUGUCAAGAAAUCUGGCUGAAGUUGAAGUUUGCACGAGAAGGUCCCCUUUCUUGUCAAUUUUGGCUUAAAGGGGGCCAACCAAUUGGCAAUGGCAGAAAUCUAGAUUAUGACAGAAUUUAUGCCAUUACCUAUUUUCUCAAGGCAAGUCCAUUUGGCUAUUGUACAGUGCAUUAGGGGUUUUGGAUUGUAGCCUAGACUGUACAUAUCUAUUUUCCUUCGUAGUGUUUGGAAGGUUUCGCAUUUGCCAUUUUUUUUGCUCAUUAUUUGAGACAGAGAGCUUGGUACUUCGGUGGAACCCUUUUUUUUUUUUUUUUUUUUUUUUUAAAAAAUGUUCCCUUAAUAUGCUAUGUGAUGCACUAAAGGUAUUCUGUUGUGAGUUCAUAUUUUCUUUUAGGGAAAUCAAGUCCCAAGUCCCAA